Molecule: messenger RNA, 2418 nt
Organism: Cordyceps militaris CM01
Lineage: Eukaryota; Fungi; Ascomycota; Sordariomycetes; Hypocreales; Cordycipitaceae
Product: alpha-1,2-mannosidase, putative subfamily
Exons: 6
Coding region: 1-2418 (805 amino acids)
Biological process (GO): protein deglycosylation; protein quality control for misfolded or incompletely synthesized proteins; carbohydrate metabolic process
Cellular component (GO): cytosol; nucleus
Molecular function (GO): carbohydrate binding; peptide-N4-(N-acetyl-beta-glucosaminyl)asparagine amidase activity
Source: RefSeq, a predicted model, not a curated record
AUGCUUCUUGGACUUUUGGCUCUGGGUCAGCUCCUGCUAGCUGCGGCAGCAACGGCGCAAACUUCCCAUUCCGCUACAGAUUCGACCAAAUUUGACGUUCUCGACUAUGUCGACCCGCUCAUUGGAACGGUCAACGGAGGCCAUGUUUUCCCUGGAGCCAGUCUGCCAUAUAGCAUGGCCAAGGCCGUUGCCGACGUGAACAAGGAAAUCCAAGGCGGGUUUGCUUCCAACGAUGCAGACAUCACUGGCUUUUCUCACAUGCACGACAGCGGAACUGGUGGUGCCGCCUCGCUCGGCAACUUUCCACUCUUUGCGCAGACUGGAUGUCCCGGCAAUGAGCUGAACCGAUGCUACUUUAACAAAAUUACCCGCGCCUCCCAGCGCAAGAACGGCACCGUCGUCGCACGUCCCGGCUACUUUGCCGUGUCCCUCAACACGUCCAUCACGGCGGAAAUGACCGUCUCCAAUCACACGGCCCUCUAUCGCUUCACCUUUCCGACAGACGGGACCCCAACCAAAGAUACCGACCCGCACGUUCCUUUGGUCCCUCUGAUCAUCGCUGACCUGUCCGACUUGUCCGAGUCGCGCAGCAAGGCGACCGUCCUCGUAGACGGGACGACGGGCCGCAUCACCGGCAACGGUACGUUUAACCCCUCCUUUGGUGUCGGCACGUAUGAAUCGCACUUUUGUGUCGACUUUCAUGGGGCUCAGGUGCGCGACAGUGGUGUCUGGGUCAACAACCGUGCCGGCAACGACCCCAAAAGUCUCAACGUGACCAACAACGUCCCGGCUGGUGCUUGGGUCCAGUUUGAGCCCCCUCAGAACAACCAGAUUGUGGCACGCGUUGGACUUUCCUUCAUCAGUGCUGCGCAGGCCUGCAGGAAUGCUCAACUGGAGAUUCCGGAGUUUGACUUUCAGAAAAUUCGUAAACAGGCCGAAGAUGCCUGGCGCUCCAAGCUCAAUGUCAUCAAGGUGGACAAUACUGGUCUCAAUACAUCCCUGCAGCGGACUUUUUGGAGCAGCUUCUACAGAACCCUCCUAUCUCCACAAGAUUAUACUGGCGAAAACCCACUCUGGAGGAGCGACGAGCCGUACUUUGACUCGUACUACUGUAUCUGGGACAGUUUUCGAAGCACUCACCCUUUCCUGACGCUCGUUGACCCUCACGCUCAGACUCUGAUGAUACGUAGUCUGAUUGACGUAUACCGGCAUGAAGGCAAGAUGCCCGACUGCCGCAUGUCACUUUGCAAAGGCUUUACCCAAGGAGGGAGCAACGCCGACAACUUGCUGGCCGACUCGUAUCUCAAGGGCUUGACUGAUGGUAUUGACUGGGAGACUGGGUAUGAAGCUGUCAUCUCUGACGCUGAAGAUGAGCCGCCUUUGUGGACUGUCGAGGGCCGUGGCGGGCUGCACUCGUGGAAGACGCUGGGCUACAUUCCCACCGACGACUUUGACCCCUACGGCGUGGGUAUCUACACGCGCAGCAUCUCCCGCACCAUAGAGUACAGCUACAACGACUUUUGCAUCGCCGAGAUGGCGCGUGACAUGGGCCAGGUGCAUGACGCCGAAAAGUAUCUCAACCGCUCCGGCAACUGGCUCAACAUGUUUGACUCACAGUCGCGUUCCCGUCUCAACCUGACCGGCAGCCAUAACCUGGCCGACUUUGAGGACAGCGGCUUCCAGGGCUUUCUGCAGCCGCGCUACCUCAAUGGCAGCUUUGGCUACCAGGACCCGGCCAUCUGCACCGACCUCUACAACUUUACAUCCUGCUACCUGAAUGAAAACGGCCACGAGACGUACGAGGGUGGUGCCUGGCUCUACACCUUUUACAUCCCUCACGACGUGGCCACGCUCGUGGCCACGCUCGGCGGCUCCGACGAGUUUCUGCGCCGCCUGCACUACCUGCACGAGACGCCCGGCCUGUUCUACAUUGGAAACGAGCAGUCGUACAUUAUGCUAUUUCUCUUCCACUACAUUGGCCGGCCUGGUGUGUCUGCCGAGUACGCGCACAAGUACAUUCCUAGCGCCUUCAACGACACCCUCGUCGGCAUACCGGGCAACGACGACUCGGGCUCCAUGGCCAGCUUCACCGCGCUCACCAUGAUGGGCCUGUUCCCCAUGAGUGGCCAAAACGUUUACCUCAUCACCCCGCCGUUCUUCAAGGAGUUUAGCCUGCUGAAUCCGGUCACCGGCAAGACGGCCACGGUGCGCACGCGCAACUUUGACGCGGCGUACAAGAAUAUAUAUAUUCAGAACGCGACACUCAACGGCCAACCUCUUGUGAAGAGCUGGUUGACGCAUGACUUCUUUCGCGACGGCGGCAUGCUGGAACUGCACCUAGGAUCGAAAGAGAGCGGCUGGGGUAGUGGUGCGGAUCAGAUUCCACCGAGCGCUUCGACACAUUUCUGGAAGCAAUGA